AUGGCAUCGUCUAUGGAGAAAACUAAUGGUGAGAGUACAAUAAAGCCAAACUGGCUUGAACUUCCAUUAGAUUUGACCAAGAACAUUCUCCAAAGACUUGAUAGCGUUGAAAUUAUAACAAGUGCACGUAAUGUUUGUCCUAUGUGGUGGAACAUUUGUAAAGACCCUUUCAUGUGGCGUUCCAUUGACAUGAGUAAUAUCAAACUUGUUCCAUUUGAUUUUCGUUGUUUGGAUAAGAUUUGUCGCUGCGGUCAUCUGGAAGACAUUGCUAUUGAGUCAUUUGGGACAGAUGACCUUCUCAAGCAUGUGGCGCAUAGGGCAAGCAACCUAAAGAGGUUAAAAAUUUCUUGCUGCAAUGGCAUAACAGAUGAAGGACUGAUUAAAUUUGUGACUAUGUUUUCACUAUUAGAGGAUCUUCAGAUUUCAUUUGUGUAUUUAUCUAAGGAUUCUCUCGAAGUUAUUGGUCAAAAUUGCCCUCUCUUGAAUUCAUUAUAUCUUGAGGUGCAAAGUGGUUACUGCAUCCUGUUCAAAUUGUUUGCUGAUCAGGUUUUUGCUAUUGCAAAAACAAUGUUUGUAUUACGCCAUCUUGCAAUCUCUGGAAUUUGGAUUCACGAUAGGGAGUUACUUGCCAUUCUUGAUGGUUGCCCUCUUCUUGGAUCACUUGAUAUACCAACUAACAUCUGGGUUAAUAUAAGUGAAAGUGUGAAAAAAAGGUGGCAGGAGCAAAUCAAAGAUUUACAACUUCUAAAACUUAAUUAUUGCGAGGAAGUCGAUGAUCAUGAUGUAGCUUAUAAAGCUUUUUUUCUAGGAACAUUUGCUAAUGAUGAUUCGGAGUAUUAG
This is a messenger RNA of Lathyrus sativus (Indian pea), 840 nucleotides long. The record is from the annotation of a GenBank genome assembly. NCBI's taxonomy places the organism in Eukaryota, Viridiplantae, Streptophyta, Magnoliopsida, Fabales, Fabaceae.